AUGAAUUUUUUGACUUUAACCGAUAAACUUGUUGAUGAAAAAGCUGCCAUCAAAUUUUUCCAAAGUAAUGGAAUAAUUCCUGAAGAAAAAAAAUGCAGCAAUGGGCAUCAAAUGAAAAUGCAGUUUGGAAAGUAUUUUCGUUGGAGAUGCUACAUUAAAGAAUGUAGAGAAGAAUGCGGAAUAAGAAUUGGCACCUGGUUUCAAGAUACCAGGCUCCCCUUUCGAACAGCUGCCUUAUUUAUUUUUAACUGGGAGGAAGAACGGACUUCUGUGAAUUUCUGCAAGAAGGAGCUUAAAAUGGGCCACUGCACGACUGUGGACUGGAACAACUACCUCCGAGAGAAGCUCGGCAACGCUUCUGGAGGUGCUGAAAAGAAGAGUGACUCCAGAAACCCUUAUAAUUUCCGAUAUGUGGAAGGGGUAUUUCCAAGUAGGAGAUUCUGGGUUUCAGCAUUUGCAAGUGAACCACAAAUAUCAUUUUGUAGAUCCACUUACAAAUGCUUAUACUCAGAGCGUCAAACGGGUCUGGAGAUCGGUGAAAGAAAGAAACCGACGCCACAACGGAACCCACCGUAG
Strongyloides ratti is the source of this 576-nucleotide messenger RNA. RefSeq lists its product as hypothetical. The transcript is spliced from 2 exons. NCBI's taxonomy places the organism in Eukaryota, Metazoa, Nematoda, Chromadorea, Rhabditida, Strongyloididae. The record is from RefSeq and is a predicted model, not a curated record. Bases 1 to 576 code for a protein of 191 amino acids.